This is a messenger RNA of Pneumocystis murina B123, 461 nucleotides long. RefSeq lists its product as hypothetical. Gene Ontology annotation, cellular component: U12-type spliceosomal complex. The record is from RefSeq and is a predicted model, not a curated record. Gene Ontology annotation, molecular function: pre-mRNA intronic binding; U12 snRNA binding. The transcript is spliced from 3 exons. The coding region runs from base 72 to 461 and encodes 129 amino acids. Gene Ontology annotation, biological process: mRNA splicing, via spliceosome. Lineage: Eukaryota; Fungi; Ascomycota; Pneumocystomycetes; Pneumocystales; Pneumocystaceae.
UAAAGACAUUUAAAGAUUAAAUAGUAGUUUUUUUAUUGAAUUUUUUUUAUAAAUAUAAGAUUUUUAAAAAUAUGGAUACACCUAAUGUAUCUCUUUAUUGUAAAAAUUUAAAUGAUAAAAUUAAAAAAGAAGAUUUAAGACAGUGUCUUUAUUGUUUAUUUAGUGUUUAUGGUCCGGUUUUGGAUAUUGUUGUGUUGAAAACUAAGAAAAUGAGGGGUCAGGCUCAUAUAGUUUUUCGAGAUGUUGCAUCUGCUACAGCAGCAAUGAGAGCAUUGCAAGGAUUUAGUUUUUUUGAGAAAGAAAUGAGGAUAGAAUAUGCUAAGCAGAAAUCAAAUGCAAUAGCAAAGCUUGAUGGAACCUUUAAAAUACCUGCUCCAGAAUUAGAUGAUAUAAGAAUGUCUGCAGUAGGGGGAGGUAUAAUAUCAGGAAUAAAAAGAUCAAGAGAAGAUGAUGAUGAUUAA